Molecule: messenger RNA, 1721 nt
Organism: Gadus chalcogrammus (walleye pollock)
Lineage: Eukaryota; Metazoa; Chordata; Actinopteri; Gadiformes; Gadidae
Product: cleavage and polyadenylation specificity factor subunit 5
Exons: 7
Coding region: 182-871 (229 amino acids)
Cellular component (GO): mRNA cleavage factor complex
Molecular function (GO): mRNA binding
Source: RefSeq, a predicted model, not a curated record
GCUCCCACUAGAACUACAGCUCAGGAGGCGCGGAGAGGGAGGGCCGAAAUAAAGAAACAAGCAUUUUUCUUUGUAGUUCCGCGGUUUCUGCAAUCCUAACUUUAUUUUCCAGAUUCGGGCGUCUAGUUCCACGCCGGUCCUCGAAGAAGUGUUGCCGGUUCGUCGCCCGUCCAGCAGCAGCAUGUCCAUCGUGCCCCCGAGCCGCUCCAGCGCCGGCUGGCCGCGCGGCGGCUCCGUUCAGUUCGGGAACAAAUACAUGAGCGGGCCCGCCAAGGCGCUGAGCCUGGAGAGGACGAUCAAUCUAUACCCGCUAACCAACUACACAUUCGGCACCAAAGAGCCUCUGUACGAGAAGGACAGCUCGGUGGCCGCCCGCUUCCAGAGGAUGAGGGAGGAGUUCGACAAGAUGGGGAUGAGAAGGACGGUGGAGGGGGUCCUCAUCGUCCACGAGCACCGGCUCCCCCACGUGUUACUGCUCCAGCUGGGGACCACCUUCUUCAAGCUGCCCGGAGGAGAGCUGAGCCCCGGGGAGGACGAGGUGGACGGUCUGAAGCGGCUCAUGACGGAGAUCCUCGGGCGUCAGGACGGAGUGAAGCAGGACUGGGUGAUCGAUGACUGCAUCGGGAACUGGUGGCGCCCCAACUUUGAGCCCCCGCAGUAUCCGUACAUUCCGGCUCACACAACCAAACCCAAGGAGCACAAGAAGCUGUUUGUGGUUCAGCUCCAGGAAAAAGCGCUGUUUGCGGUCCCUAAGAACUACAAGCUUGUGGCCGCGCCCCUCUUUGAGUUGUACGACAACGCCCCCGGCUACGGACCAAUCAUAUCCAGCCUCCCGCAGCUUCUGAGCAGGUUUAACUUCAUCUACAACUAAGAGAGGAACGUUUAUCUGACGCUGUCUCUGUGAGCACAGCUGUUAUGGAUGUAGUUCAAGAGGAUCUGGUUGUUUUGAAAAACACUGUUCAUCACUGAAGGACUGUCCCAGCAGCUCUCCCCCUCACUGGGUGUACGGGACUGCACUGGGCUCCGCUGGGGAUGGAGAGGAGAUAUGGGCCGGGGAAUUUGUGUUUGUUUUUUACCAAAAAAAAAAAUGAUAUUUUCUAUCUUGUUUCCUUAUCCCAAUGCUACGAAUUCAUUUUACUCAAAAGAUUUGUCUGAUUAAAAAGAAGAAACAGCUACAACUUUGAGUUCCUUGUUUUAACCUGUGAUGAUGUAAGUGUUUUUUUUAUUUUAAUAAAACAGUUUGUUAAGAGGAAUAAGCUCUUUCUGGAGUGUGUUGAUGGAUUUAUUCAGGUGGUGAGUGCUCACAUUUUCCAAAGGGAUUGAGACUAAUAUUUAUUAAAUUACUAAUAAAUAGUUUUUUUUUGUUUUUUUACAAUGGGGUGAAAAUGAAAAGCCAUGUCAGGGAUUUGCAGCCGUAUCGUAAAAAACCGUCCUCCCGAAAAUGACAGUUCUGUUCACACUGCAAUGACAAACGUUAUAAUCUGUAAACAAAAGACAGACUCUGGAUUAAACUGCUGGGAUGAGGGUGUAUUUAUAGCUUCAGCAGGCAGGAUGCUCCAAGUGUUGCUCUGCCCUUCUCUAGGAGUUACAGGCGCAGGCUUGGUAAACCCUUUGAGCAUUUCCAUUAUGUGUUUUAUGUAUUAGGUCAACUGUUAACAUAUUCUUUGUAGUGGUUUUAGUGGUGUAUUAUAAAUUGAUGCACUACUUGGGAGUGCUCUGGU